Molecule: messenger RNA, 2079 nt
Organism: Zygosaccharomyces rouxii
Lineage: Eukaryota; Fungi; Ascomycota; Saccharomycetes; Saccharomycetales; Saccharomycetaceae
Gene: FPS1
Product: Fps1p
Exons: 1
Coding region: 1-2079 (692 amino acids)
Biological process (GO): glycerol transmembrane transport; water transport
Cellular component (GO): plasma membrane
Molecular function (GO): water channel activity; glycerol channel activity
Source: RefSeq, a predicted model, not a curated record
AUGCCAGAUACACAAGAUGGAAAAUCUAAUUCUCAAAAGUUACUGAAUGACUACUUGUCAAAUCCCGAUCCAGGCCCAUCGCCAUCCGCACCACAGCCAACAACUGCAGGUACGGGCGAUACUUCUACGACUGCAGCGGAUGUGAAUUUACAAGGUAAUAAAAAUUUCGAUAAUAGCGGUAAUAGUGGAAUUGAAAGUAGGCAUAAAUCUUCAUCGAAUUGGAAUGACGACGGCUACGAUUAUGAGAUGCAAAAUUAUUACCCUCAGCCGUAUACUCAGAGGACAUCAAGGGCCAGAAGUAACACUAAUUAUAUCCCCCACUAUAUGACAGGUCCAGAUUCUCAGUAUCCUAUUCAGGAAGUUGUACCUAAUACUCAAAUGGCAGUUGCCACUGGUUCCGACCCGGCGGCAAAUCGGGCCGAUGGUUUCGGCCACUCCGUGAGGUCUCGCGCACCAACAAUUAGAUCUAACGUACCUGAUUUCCAUUCUAUUCUUGGAAGUACUAGGAGUAAACCUCAUAGUCAUAAUGGAUCUCAUAUCCGCAGUAACAGCUCAGGGAGGAGCUCGGCGGCUUCCGCAGCCGCCGAUAGCGAAAAUCAUGGGAAUGAAACCGGAGACGGGGUUAACAGCGGUAGUAGUAAUCAUGCAUUGAGUACGCCAUUGAUGGUUAGACCAAAGACCCUACAUCAAAACCCUCAAACUCCAACGGUUCUACCUUCCGCUUAUCAUCCUAUUAAUAAUUGGACAUCUUUGAAGCACGGAUAUCUUAAAGAGUUUUUGGCCGAAUUUGUUGGCACUAUGGUAAUGAUUAUAUUUGGUAAUGCGGUUAAUUGUCAGGUUAAUGUAGCCAGUAAAAUUCAACAAGAGAAUUUUGAUAAGGCUUUACAAAAAGUGAGUAACUCACCAGAACAAUUGCGCGAAACUGCAGAAGCCUUUAAAAAUUUGGUCUCUUCUACAUCAGGUGGUACUUUCGAUGAAGUCGCUCUAGGUUGGGCAGCAGCUACUACCAUGGGAUAUUUUGCCGCCGGUGGUAGUGCAAUUUCGGGUGGACAUUUAAAUCCGUCAAUUACAGUUGUGAAUUUUAUAUUUCGUGGAUUCCCGUUUAAAAACGUUUUCAUCUAUGUUACGGGACAAUUACUUGGUGCAUUUGUAGGUGCAUUGAUUCUUUUUAUUUUUUACAAAAGGGUUAUUGAAGAAGGAUUCCCCGGUGAAUGGUGGAAAAAUGAAACCGUAGCAGGUAUAUUUUGCGUCUUCCCCAAACCUUACUUGUCCACAUCUCGUCAAUUUGUCUCGGAAUAUAUCUGCACUGCACUUUUACAAAUUGGUACCUUUGCUCUGACCGAUCCAUAUACUUCUCUUUCCAGUGAUCUUUUCCCAUUGAUGCUGUUUAUUUUAAUGUACAUUUUGAAUGCAUCUUUAUCAUAUCAAACAGGAUCAGCAAUGAAUAUGGCAAGAGAUUUAGGGCCCAGAUUAGCGCUUUAUGCCGUUGGAUUUAAUAGACACAUGCUAUGGGUCAACCACCAUCAUUUUUUUUGGGUACCGAUAGUGGCACCAUUCUUAGGUUCAAUUACUGGCGGAUUAAUAUACGAUGUUUGCAUUUACCAAGGUCACGAAUCACCUGUUAAUUGGCCAAUAGCUACUUAUAAAGAUAUCCUUCGGAGAUCAUGGUUGAGAAGACGUCAAUGGAAAGGUCGUUCAAAUUGGCCCGUAAUUGGUAAGAAACUUUCAAAUAACCCAGCACCAUCAGAAUUUAGCGAUUUCUCAUAUGAAGACGACGAUGAAGAUAGAGGUAACCCUUUCCAAAAUCCGAAGACAGAUCCUUCCAAAGUGUCCUUGGUACAAGAGGCUGACCCAGGUGCUGAUACAAGGUCUCCAGAUUCUGUUCACUUUAAAUCAGUACAAGGAGACAGUAGGCGGCUUCACGGCGAAAUUCCUACAAUUAUGGAGGAGAAUCCUAGCCUCGAGACCGAAUCGUUAGGUUCGUUAACCUCACUAUCAAUUAAUAAUAAUGACAAUAAUGGCCCUACUUCGAAUGACGGCAUACCAUCUUUUCCCACCGUUCAAAAGAAACAGGAAUAA